ACCAUCGCACAAACAAAGAUGUCGGCCAAGAAAAUGAACUUCCUCGUCGUAUUUUUGUCCACUUUACUUGCUUUUUCAGCUGCUUUACGGUAUGGUUCGAAGUCAAGAACAUUACAUUUUUCUUCAGUAAGGACUGAGGAUAGGUAUGGCAAAGGAUUUUACGAAAUUUCUCGCUCAAAACGGGAGAAUGUAUAUUUUUCCUCCAGAAAUCGGAGAUCUGCUGGCGCUGCAGAUCAACUCAAUAUUACGACAACAUUCAACUUAAAUGAUUCACAUUUCCAACUUAUAGUCCACUGGGCCGGUGAAGGGAGUAAUGUAAUAAUUGCUCUUGCGAAGGACUUCUUCACCAGAUCAACAUCUAAUAGCACUGUAUACAUUUCUAAUGACUAUGGAAAGUCAUUUAAUACAGUCCCAAAUAACAAGUUUAGGAUGGCAGUCAGUGGUCAUGCUAUCAUAGAGAAGUUUUACAAUAGUCCAGUGAGGAACAGCCACUAUGUCUUCACAGAUGUACUGCACAACUACAUCUUUACCUCUACAAAUUAUGGGAGAACGUUCAGGGGAUAUCAUGUCCCAUUUAGACCCAAGACUAUUUCCAUGCACCCGACUGAUGCAUCAAUCAUACUGGGAUUGGAUGAUGAGUCAAGCACUAAAAGGUUGUAUGUGUCAAGAAACUUUGGGUUCAGUUGGCAAUCCAUUCAAGUUAAUGUCAAGUCAUUCUUCUGGGGAGUUGUUCCUUAUGACAGUGUAAAUACCAUUUACGUCGAGCGUAGAGAGCAAAGAUCCAGCAAAUCAGAUGUUGUGAAAAGUAGCAAUUUCUUCACUACAACCACGGCUGUUCUGUCUCAAGUUGAAGAUUUUGAGGUCAAAGGAAAUUAUUUGUUUGCUACAAGGAAUAUAAGUUUCUUGGGAUGGUUGAGUUUUCAUAGAAGGUCCUCAUUACAACUUUGGGUGUCUCACAAUCAUACAGAGUGGCAUCGAGCUGUUUUCCCUGGAAGACUCAAGGAAAAUGAUUACUACAUAGCAGAUGCUUCAGAGGAUCAGGUUUUUGUUGUUGUUAACCAUGCUAGCAAUAACUCAAAAUUAUAUAUCUCUCAAGCUAAAGGAAAGGACUUCACGCUAUCAUUAGAGAGAAUAUUCUACUACAAUCCACACAAGAAUAAUGACUCUUGGCUCUCGUACUUUGCUGAAGAACCGUUUGCUGAUAUACACAAAGUAGAGGGAUUGGAAGGCAUCUUUAUAGCAUCACAAGUGGAUGGGAAUUAUAGCAGUACCACAGGAGACUUUGUGAAUGUCACCACUGUUAUAACAUAUGAUAAAGGAGCACUAUGGCAGAAACUCUCUGCACCAAGAUUAGAUAGUAAUAAACAACCAAAACAUUGUCAUUCGUGGCACGGUUGCAGCUUACAUCUCAGUCAAAAACUACAGCAGUUUUACCCACGAACACGAACUAUACCCAUUCUCUCCAAGAAGUCUGCAGUUGGUCUUAUAAUGGCUACAGGUACAACUAACACAACGAUAUCUAAGAAAACUGAGUUUGAUGUGUAUCUAUCUAAUGAUGGCGGCUACAGAUGGAAUGAGGUAUUGAAAGGCCAGUAUUUCUAUGCAUUUGGUGACCAUGGAGGAGUUAUAGUGGCAGCAAAACAGAAUGGGUCUACAAACGAAAUAAGAUAUUCAUUAAAUGAGGGAGAGACAUGGACAUCUUAUGUAUUCAGCCCCUACAAGAUCCACAUUUACGGUCUAUUAACAGAACCUGGGGAGAAAACAACUAUCUUCACAUUGUUUGGGUCCAAUCCAUCCAGACACAGCUGGCUUGUAGUGACCAUCAAUCUACAGCAAGUACUGGGCACCCAAUGUGUAGCUGAUGAUUACAAAGACUGGUCUCCCGGGGAUGCCUAUGCAGGUGUAUACAGUUCCUGUCUCCUUGGAGAGAAAGUCACAUAUGAAAGACGACGUACUCAUUCUCUUUGCUACAAUGGACGUGACUAUGAUCGGGAGAUCUCUACCUCACCAUGCCCAUGUUCUAGGGUUGAUUUUGAAUGUGACUUUUGCUUCAAGCUGAAACAAGAAUGGAGCUCUGAGUGUGUAAAGGAUAAUGAUGAAUGUGGAACUAUAGACACACAUGCUAUACCAGGCUACUGUCAUGAGGGAGCCUAUUAUAACAGGACCAGAGGAUACCGCAAAGUGUCAGGUGAUAAAUGUCAAGGUGGCGAGGAACAUAGAUAUAACCCAGAUAUUCUGUCUUGUCCAGUAGCAGAAAGGGAAGAGUUCCUACUGUACACCACCCGUACUGCCAUCUAUGAGACCAUAUUUGGUAACAACAGGACAAUGCUAUUACAGGGGGGUCUUAGUCGGACUAUUGCUGUUGAGUUUGAUUACAAACUUAACUGUCUCUAUUGGGCAGAUUCUCACUAUGAUAACAUAAGUAGAAAGUGCCUGGAUGGGAAUGGUGCUGCAGAGACUUUGGUAGCAGGGGAAAUAACUUCAAUUGAAGGUCUGGCCCUGGAUUGGAUGAGUGGAAAUAUAUACUGGGUGGAUGGGGGCAAGAGGAAGAUUGAAAUGUCAAGACUUGAUGGAAGAUUCCGGCGUAAAGUCUGGCAGUCUUCUAUCAUCACAGAUAAACCAAGGGCCAUAGUAUUGGAUCCAGUACAUGGGUAUUUUUUCUGGACAGACUGGUCAGUCAUUAAUCCAAGAAUCUCCAAGGCUUGGCUCGAUGGAACCAACAACAGAACGAUUGUCUCGGGGAAGCAAAAUGUUUAUUGGCCCAAUGGUAUUACUAUAGACUUCCAGUCAGAGAAAAUAUGGUGGACAGAUGCACACUUAGACAGAAUUAUGAGUAGCGAUUAUAACGGACAGAAUAGGGUUAUUCUCGUCAGUGGUAGCUAUAAUGUUCCACAUCCGUAUUCCAUUUCUGUUUAUAAGGAUUCUGUAUACUGGACUGAUUGGAACAAGGCAGCUAUUAUGACAUCUAAUAAGUAUGUUGGCCAUGUGGAGUACUUCAAACGAGGACUGAGGGGUAUCAUGGACAUGAAGAUAAUGCAUAGAGCGACUCAACAAGGGAGUAACAUCUGUUCGACAAGGAACAAUGGAGACUGUACACAUCUAUGUGUAGGUCAGCCCCAAACAUUUAAUCCUCAUGGGAAAAAUAGGACAUGUCUCUGCCCUGAUGCACUUCAAAAGGGCAAGGCAGCUGACAUGCAUUCAGAGCAAUGUUUAUGUCCAGCAGGUCAGCAAUUUGGUGAAAAUGGAGACUGCAUAGAGAAUUCCAGUAAUGGGACAUGUAGUCCAACCCAAUUUGCCUGCUUCAAUGGCUCCCAGUGUAUUCCGCUCACCUGGAAAUGUGACCAUGAUGGUGACUGUUCAGAUAGGAGUGAUGAGUUGAACUGCCCAUAUAAUUCAUGCCAGCCAGAACAGUUUCGUUGCGAAGAUUCAGGUCGCUGUCUUCCCUCAAGAUGGAAAUGUGAUCACGACAAUGACUGUGCUGAUGGAUCAGAUGAGAGAGGAUGUGAUCAUGUGUACCCCACAUGCAAUGUAAAUCAGUUUACAUGUAACAAUUCACGAUGUAUUCCUCAACGAUGGUUAUGUGAUGGAGAUGACGAUUGCCAUGACUUUUCUGAUGAAAUGAAUUGCAACAUCUCUACCACUCCUACUGCCGCACCACAAACAUGUGCUGCAAACCAAUUUACCUGUAAACAUAGUCGGCGUACUUGCGUUCCCAUUGCCUGGAAAUGUGAUGGGGAUUCAGAUUGCGAUGAUGGAAGUGAUGAAAAAGGGUGCACCAACCGAACAUGUGCUGAUUAUCAGUUCGAGUGUCAUAACCAGAGGUGUAUUCCCAAAAGAUGGCAGUGUGAUGGAGCAGAUGACUGCCAUGAUAAGUCCGAUGAAAGUGGUUGCACUACAGUUGUUCCAAAUAUGACAACCACACCAUCGUUAAGCUACUGUACAUUGUUUCAUUUCCGCUGUCGCAACCGAAACUGUGUUUGGUGGAAACAGAAAUGUGACGGGAUCAAUGACUGUGGAGAUUUCUCAGAUGAAGAAGGCUGCAGUGUAGGUACAACUGUGAUACCAUGUACCCGUUGGCAAUUUACUUGCGGCAAUGGACAAUGCGUACCAAUCUAUGAGAAAUGUGACGGUGUCGAGAACUGUGAAGAUAGCAGUGAUGAAACUAAUUGUGGAUCAGUAACAACAGUUGCACCUGUAGGGACAUGUAGUCCAUAUGACUUCAACUGCUACAACAGCUCAUAUACACAUUGCAUCUAUCAAUCGUGGGUGUGUGAUGGAACACCAGAUUGUCACAAUGGAGAAGAUGAACUUGACUGUGAUGAAACAGAGGACUGCGCUUCCCCUAACUUUAAGUGCGAGGAAAGUGAUGGAUGUAUCCCUGGAAGUUGGGUAUGUGAUGGAGCUCCAGAUUGUUCCGAUGGCUCUGAUGAGCGAAUGUGUGGAGGUAACCCAAUUACGACUGAAGUUCCCAUCCAGAACUCCUCAUAUGUUCCAACCAUCUGUCGAUAUGAUGAGUUCACGUGUCAUUCUUCCAGUCAGUGUGUGGAACUGUCCUCUGUAUGUGAUGGCUAUUCUGACUGCUUUGAUAACUCCGAUGAGAAUCUACCCAGAUGCCGUGAUAACCUCAAAGUGAGAAUGUUAUCCUAUGAUAAAUAUCAUGUAGAGGCGAACAACUUCACAAUAACCUGGAUGAAACCAUUGAACAUGAGGAGUAGCCAGAAUCUCUACUCUUAUCGUAUUCAAAAGAGCUUCCAUGAUGAAAAUGGAAAUCAUGAGUCGAAUUACACUAUUGGAAACAUCAAAUACACUAGUAAUAGAACCUCAUAUAUGCUGAAAAAUCUGAAACCUGGAACACGGUAUCAAGUCACCGUUAGUGUUGUCUUCAAUCAUACUAUUGUCUUCGAUAGUGUCGGACCAGUAAUUGUGAAAACAAAAGAAGGAGUUCCCUCUAAGCCCAGACAUGUAGUGGCUCAUGUUACUGGAGACCAAGUGGCAGUGGACAAUGUUGAUAUGAGUGUGCUUGUCUCCUGGCAACCACCAGCAAAGCCCAAUGGCUUUAUUAACCAAUAUAAGGUAUAUUAUUCUGCUAAUGAUACUGGAGCGCCUAUUUUGAUGCUAUACACUACUAGUCUUAGUACUAUAAUAUCUAACCUGGAUUGGAAAAAGAAGUACAUAAUAUAUGUCUCAGCUUUAACCAGUCAGGGUGAGGGUGAAAAAUCAGAUGAUGUCACCGUGGGGGCAACGCCUCUUGGGAUUCCAUCUCUUGAGUCAGAUGAAAUAAAGUCCACAUAUAUCCAUAUCAAGUGGAAACCUGUUCCAAAUGCAGUUGGUUACAAAAUAAGCUACUCCUCUAAUGAACCAGGCGUAACAUGUACAAUAGAAAAUGAUAUAAAUAAGGUUGAAGCAAAUUUAACUGGUCUAGUACAAGGUGUGACGUAUCAAGUUGUCGUGAGAGCCUAUGAUAAACUUGAAACAGGACCUGCUCUAUAUAUGAAUUAUAAAACAAAUGGAACCAAGAUGCCAAUGAUAACAAAUGUAACAGUGGCAAGUAUUGGGAAGACAGAAUUCAAUGUUUCUUGGCCUGUACCAAAUGGAGUACCAGCUGAUGUUGAAUACACGGUCUACUACACAGAUGAAGAACUUGAUGACUGUGACAUUGAAAAGAAAGCUCUGAAGAAGACUGUGAAACGUUUCAAUGAUGCCAUCAUAUCAAGUGGUUUACAUGCAUGCUCCGACUAUUUCAUUUUAGUUCAGAUUACUAAGCCAAAAGGUCCUAUGCCCUUCAAUUACAAAGUAGCUGGUGUCACAGCCCAAGAUUUGAUAGCCCCAGUAAAGGAUGUUAAAGUUGUGAUAACCAAUGAUAUUACCUCUGUGAUUGUCUACUGGAAUGUUUCAUGUGAGACUGGUUUCCGAAGACCAAUGGCCUAUGUUAUGUCAUUCACCAACUUGGAAAAAUUGAAAAAUGGGGCUCUCACUACACAACCAUCCAACAAGACCCAUUGGAGCUACACAGUUAGAAAUUUGAUACCAAAUACUAGAUAUAGACUGAGUAUCCAUGCAGAUGUAAAAGGAGCAAAAUACACCAAACCUAUUGUGUUUUCAACUAAUCAGUACCAGGCUCCAGUUGGAUUCAAAGGGGAACAUCUCCAGGAUGGAAAUUUAUAUUUUGAUUGGGAAAAUUUAGAGGGAGUCCCAGAAAAAAAUGCACAAUACCAGUUGUGCAUAGCAAAUACUACAAAUCCGAGUGAUACAUUCCGAGAUUUAAACUUCACAGAUUGUAGAGAUACUACCUCUAGUAGUAAAACAGUUAAAGAUCUGAUAUAUGGCCACAUCUAUUUUUUCAAAGUGCGUUAUGUUGGCCACACCAGUGCAGGCCAACCUGAGUAUGGAGCAUGGUCAAAUACAUGGAAGGAACCGUGGUGGAAGGCAGUACCAUCAGCUCCUCAGAAUAGUAACAUAAGCAAGAGUGUAUGGAUACCAGCAGUCGCAGCAGUCGGAGGCAUCGUCAUUGUUGCCUUAAUAGUUGUAGUAAUUGUAUUUGUUGUGCGACACCAUCGCUUACAGAGAAGUUUCUUGUCAUUUGCUAACAGCCAUUAUGACACCAGGACGGGUGCAACAACAUUCAGCAGUGGUGAUGACUGGGCUGAAGAAGAAGAACCAAUGAUUCGAGGAUUUUCUGAUGACGAACCACUUGUUAUUGCCUAAUUGGUCAAUUAUUGUGACGUCAUCACAUCGACUAAAUAUAAUGCUUGCUACUAAUCAGCCAUAGAGGGACACCAAUUUAUGAAGUCAAUUCAAAAAUAUAUUUUAAUGAAGGAAUAUAAUAAAUAGGUGUUAAACUGUAAAAAGUACCAAUUUAAAACAGUUUGCACUGAAUGAAAAAAAAUUAUUGAACUCGCUUACAUUUUUUUGCUUGAGUGAGAUACAAGAAAACUGUCGAAUUUGGUUUGAAUUUUGAAAAAACAUGUAGAUACUUCUUUAUACAUAUGUGUUGUACGUAUUUUUAACUCAUAUUGCCAAUUUUUCAAUAUGUAUUUGUUUUUUGUACAAAUGGAGGGAUAAUAUCUUGUAUUUUUAGUUUACACAUAUUUUGAUUUAUUUGAAAACAUGCUUUGUAGCCAAAGUUUGGGAUUUGUCAAAUUAACUUGAGUAGGAAGCCAAAAUGGUAAAACAAUUUGCUUCAAAUAUUAGGCAGUUAUUGUUUUCAAAUAAAGAGUACCAUACAUGUGUAAAUUUAAUGCAUUUACACAUCUGUUUUAUCUUUCACAGCUGUUUUAUAUUUUCACAGCUGUCAUAUCCAAUGCUGUACAUUUUAACAGCUGUCUCACAGAUCGCUUCUGUGAUUAAAUAAGAAGAAAUCUUUUGCCUGUAUAUUUGGUAUUGAUUAUAUAUAUAAGAAAUGUGGAUGAAAAUAUUAAAUAAAUAUAUGUGUAUAUUGUCUCAAAUACCCCAUAUAUAUACAGUGAAUCAAAUAUAUUCCUGUGUCAAGUCUCGGGUUGUGUUUUUCCAACUUUGUGCUUGAGCGAGAGAACAGGAUUAGCUGUCAUGGUAACAGCUUAUGUGUAUGUGUUGCCAUGCGUGGCAAUACAAGAGCACCAUAUAAAAUGAAAAUUAUCCAAGAAUUAAUAGUAUUUUUUAUAAUAUAAUGCUUGUUAAAAUUGGCUUUUUUCCUGUAUUAUUCAGAUACAUACCAAAUAUGCUGAAAUAGUGUAUUUGUUUCAAGCAUUUGACUUAUAAAACUCUUUGGAACCUAAUGAAACAUGUAUUAAGAUACUUGAAUUUCUGUAGACAAGUCAAGGUGAAGCCUUGAUGCUCUUAUUCCAAUCAAAGGGGCUUAGAAAUUUGAAUCUGAAAUUCAUGUACAUAUAAAUUGUGGACAUGUUUCAACUUUUAUACUAACCUUUUUCUAAUGAGAAUAAUGGGGUUUAAUAUUUUCUGAGACUGUUAGUACUAAGGUUAUUAUGAGUCCAUUAACAUUCUGCUUUAGAUAAUACGCUCAAUAUGACAUUUUAUACU
Owenia fusiformis is the source of this 8016-nucleotide messenger RNA. Lineage: Eukaryota; Metazoa; Annelida; Polychaeta; Sabellida; Oweniidae. The record is from the annotation of a GenBank genome assembly.